This is a messenger RNA of Aspergillus wentii DTO 134E9, 1467 nucleotides long. RefSeq names its product oleate hydratase. The transcript has 3 exons. Lineage: Eukaryota; Fungi; Ascomycota; Eurotiomycetes; Eurotiales; Aspergillaceae. The record is from RefSeq and is a predicted model, not a curated record. Gene Ontology annotation, molecular function: FAD binding; oleate hydratase activity. The coding region runs from base 1 to 1467 and encodes 488 amino acids. Gene Ontology annotation, biological process: fatty acid metabolic process.
AUGACUCGAAAAAAGAAAUCUAUUCCAAUCCACGCCAAUCGGAGGCCAAUCGAUAUCAACGCUUGGAUACUCGGAAGCAGUAUUGCGUCCUUAGCCUCAGCAGUUCAUUUAAUUGCGGAAGCCAAUGUUCCUGCCCCUCAGAUCCAUAUACUAGAGUCUCGAAACACUCCUGGAGAUGGCAUAACCACCAUUGGCGAUUGGGUGAAUGGAUACGACCUGAGGCCUGGAUGUUUACCGAAUUUUCAUACUGGUUGCAUGGAAAAGCUGCUCGCUUUAGUACCUUCCGCCAACGUUGCUGGAAGUACACUCUUGAACGAAAUAGAAGAAUUCAGACACCGCAAAACCAACGACGAUGCCCCUGCCACACAUAUCUUGACCAAAGGAGAAAAGGGAAUCAAGAGAAUGGAAACCACAGGCCUCGGCCUGAACCUAAGAGAUCGAAUGAAAGUGAUGAUGCUCAUGUUGCGGUCCGAAGAAGGCUUAGCCAGAAGACGAAUUGAUCAGUUUUUCAGCAAAUACUUUUUUGAAAAAUUUAAGAACCUGAACGUCCGGAAGCCUCUUGACUGUACCCAGUUUAAUCAAUUCGAGUGGAUCGUCAGGCCGAUCAUCCGGUUUCUUCAAAACCAAGGAGUUGAUUUUCGACUUUGUACCAAGGUGACGGAUAUCGUGUCUCGUUCCGACAGAGACGUGCAAACCAUUUCAGCAAUUCAUGUAUCAAUUGAUAGUUUUGAGGAAAAGAUUACUCUUCUUCCGGACGAUAUCGUUAUCGCUUCCCUCGGAUCGGUCACCUCGGGCUCAUUGAGUGGUACCAACGAUCGCCCACCCGUUCGGGAGUCCAUGACAGCCGAAAGCGAUUUGUGUGAAAACUGGUCACUCUGGCUGACUCUGGGCACAAAGUACCCGAAUUUUGGUGAUCCGUACAAUUUCUGUACUCGAGUUGCCGAGUCCAGGUUGGGAGCAUUCACAGUUACCCUCAGAGAUCCCGAGUUCUUUGAGCGCUUCGCUGUUUUGACGCGUGACAAGCCUGGAACGGGAAAUCUAGUAUCGCUCAAAGAUAGCAACUGGAAGAUUAAUGUGUGCCUACUCCGCCAACCGUUUUUUACCGAUCAGCCUGAAGACAUACAAAUCUUCUGGGGAUAUUGCCUUUGUCCAGAACGCGAGGGUCAGUUUGUGAGAAAGCCAAUGCUUUACUGUUCGGGACAAGAAAUAAUAGCAGAACUACUGUGGCACCUCGAAUUUCCGUCGAAAUCAAUCCUCAAGAAUUCCACUACCAUCCCGUGUGUGAUGCCACGCAGAACAACGUCCCUCCUGCCUCGGAUUCGUGGAGAUCGUCCAAAGGUGAUUCCAGAAAACAUGGCCAAUCUCGCUGUGAUCGGCCAGUUUGCGGAAAUACCAGAUUGGACAACCGCUAGUAUGGACUAUGGAGUACUGGGGGCGCAGUUAGCAUCCAAGGGCCAGAUAUUAUGA